Messenger RNA from Cynara cardunculus var. scolymus (artichoke), 885 nucleotides. RefSeq names its product ethylene-responsive transcription factor 5-like. Bases 35 to 592 code for a protein of 185 amino acids. The record is from RefSeq and is a predicted model, not a curated record. The transcript has a single exon. Gene Ontology annotation, biological process: ethylene-activated signaling pathway; regulation of DNA-templated transcription. Lineage: Eukaryota; Viridiplantae; Streptophyta; Magnoliopsida; Asterales; Asteraceae. Gene Ontology annotation, molecular function: DNA-binding transcription factor activity; DNA binding.
ACAUAAACAUCUCUUGCUUUUUCCUAAUCCAACCAUGGCCACACCUGAUGAAGCUGCAGCUCUUGAGUUCAUCAGGCAACACCUUCUCGAUGAAUUCGAAUCAUCUCCUAUCCACCAAAUCUUCACCCAUCAUUGCACCACUUCUAGCUCCAUUUCAAGCUCUCACAGUGAUUCUUCAGAUUUCACUAAUCAUUCCACUACUUACGAUCAAACCCCUAAUACUGGUCAUUUUUCGGAAAAUGAAGUCAUAAAACCUGAAAUACUCGAUUUUGUAUCCUCGAAUCCGAUUGAAAUUAGAUCCAGAAAGGCGCGGCAGGAGUUUGAUGAACGAUCAGCUACGAGGAGAGAAGCUGAGAGAAAGUACAGAGGCGUGAGGCAGAGGCCGUGGGGGAAGUAUGCGGCGGAGAUCCGAGAUCCAAAACGCCGUGGAUCUAGAGUUUGGUUAGGUACGUUUGAUACUGCGAUUGAAGCUGCAGAGGCGUACGAUAGAACUGCGUUUAUGAUGCGAGGUAGCAAAGCGAUUCUCAAUUUUCCACUUGAGGUUGCGAAGUUGCAGAAGACGGAUGACGGAGGCCAGAAAAGGAAUAGAUAAGAAAAUGUAAUGGAGAUGGAGAGGAAUUAGCUUAUGGUGGAUGUAUACGACCGUGGAUGAUCCAGAGAUGCCGUCGUCGUCGACUUGGAUGACCGUCUGGAAGUUAAUCGGAGCUGUCGUGUGCGGUGUUUCUCCUCCGUCGACCUUGCCGUUGUAGAAAUUAUUUAGAGCAUGCAAAACGAAAGUUAGUAGCAUAUAUCGGAGGUUUCCUUCAAUGAAACCGAAUUUUGUUUGUCUUAUUUGACAUAAAUAUUCCGAUUUCAAACUUUAAUACAAGCUUAAUGCUUUGUUGA